CCUGGAGAAGUUUAAAGCUUGAGUGAGUGAGUGAGUGAGUGAUUCGCGACUGCGUGCAAGAUACACACGCCUUUAAGCUUAAACACACACAGAGAGAUCAGUUCUUCAUCGCAGCAUUUGAGCGUGAUGGUGCAGUGCGCACUCUUUUGAUCUUGUUGGAUCAUCAUCUCCCUCUAAUCCAAGACUCACCUCCGACAGAACCACCUCCAGCUCAUCAACGAAUCGGCUACAUCAAUUCAUCAAAGUGAGGAGGAAGGUGCAAAGAUGGCCACUAUGAACGGCAUCAAUGGUAAUGGAAUGGCAUCCGGAUCAAAUGGCAUCUCUGGUUUAUAUGCAACAUCUCAGCCAAAGAUCACAAUGCGCUCUCUCACAUCUGAUCGUGCUAACUUUGUGCUAGAGAACGUUGAUAUGAGCUUUGCCAACUCUCUACGAAGAGCAAUGAUUGCCGAUAUUCCAACAUGCGCAAUCGAUAUGGUAGAAAUUCAGAAUAAUACAACCCCUUUACCCGAUGAAUUCUUGGCACAUCGAUUAGGUAUGAUCCCUUUGAUCAGUGCAAACGCAUCUCAAGUUUUGGUUGAUCAUCGUGAAUGUAUUUGUGAAGAAGGAUGUGACAGAUGUAGCGUUGAAUUAACCCUCCAUGCAAAAUGCGAAGAACGUGGAAUUAUGCCCGUUACAUCCAAGAUGCUAAUCAGAUCGAAUAGUCUCGGUCAACCUUAUGAAAAUGAACCUGAUAUGGAUAUGGGCUCAAUGGGUCCAACGCCAACAGCACAAAGGUCUUUGGAUUUCGGAAAACCGAUCGGAUUCGAUAAUCCAAGACAGGAUGGAAUCAUGUUGGUAAAGAUGCGUAAAGGACAAGAGUUAAAGAUUCGAUGUAUCGCACGAAAAGGAUUUGCAAAAGAACAUGCUAAAUGGUCACCUGUCAGCACAGUCGGAUACGAGUAUGAUCCGCAUAACAUCCUUCGGCAUACGGCAUAUUGGUAUGAAUUGGAUGCAAAAGCUGAAUGGCCUCUAAGUGAAAAUGCAAGGGAAGAAGAGCCACCUCCAGAAAAUGCACCGUUUGACUAUAACAGGAAGGCCAACCGAUUCUACUUUGAUGUCGAAACUGUUGGAAGUAUGAGUCCUGUGGAAGUCGUAGAGACCGCUUUGGGAAUUCUUGAAUUGAAAACUGCUCAAGUUGUACAAGAGUUGGGUAUUCUGAUCGAUGGACCAAGCGAAGAAGAUGAGAUGCAAAAUGGAGAUGCUGGUGAAGGGGGAUGGAAUCAAAACGCUGGCAAUGGGGGCGGCGUAUACGAUGGCUAUGGUAUGAAUGGCGGAGGUGCAAGGGGAGGUCCAGCGUAUGAUUAUUAAACACGAUGCCAAUUAAGAUGUCGGAACAAUGUACUUUUUUCCUAAAACUCAAAUUCUCAACCCCCAAAAAGAAAGCCUUUACUUUUCUGGCUUGCAACACACAUAAAUUACCAUGUAAAAAUAGGCAAAGCGUCACUUUUUCUCAAUCAUUGAUGCAUUUCGAAAUAGAG
Molecule: messenger RNA, 1517 nt
Organism: Meira miltonrushii
Lineage: Eukaryota; Fungi; Basidiomycota; Exobasidiomycetes; Exobasidiales; Brachybasidiaceae
Product: RBP11-like subunits of RNA polymerase
Exons: 1
Coding region: 265-1347 (360 amino acids)
Biological process (GO): DNA-templated transcription
Cellular component (GO): RNA polymerase II, core complex
Molecular function (GO): DNA binding; protein dimerization activity; DNA-directed RNA polymerase activity
Source: RefSeq, a predicted model, not a curated record